AUGUUUUCGACUGUCGUCGUGGCCCUCGCAAUCGCGGGCCAUGCUGAGUCAGCCAUAGACCAUUUGCAGCUGCUGCAGCAGAAGAUGGUCCUAGCUCCGGAGAAGCAAUGGAAGCGCAUGCGCGCUGCUGAACCGCUGAAUUGGAUCCACUUCCCGAAAUGCGGCAGCUCGUUGGUCAACGUGAUCAUCCACAUGCCUGGCUUUUGCCCAGUCCUGGACAACAUCACGAUGAGCGCCGAGAUCCGAGGCCCCUGUUUUCUGAACACUUGGUUGCCACAAGCUUGUCAGCAGCAGUGCAACACGGACUACUUCUUCUGUGGUAGGCCGCACCAUCCGGUUGGCAAUUACUCCAGGCAGAGAGGCCAUUUGGUCGGUAUGUUCCGAGAUCCCGACCAGCGAAUCCUCUCGGGCUACCAUGACAAGCUGCCUUUCGCGGGCCCCAGUAACAAUUCAGACUACAUAAAAACCAUUGUUGAAGGGGUCUGUGAUCUCGAGGAACUCGCAAGAGCCAUGUCUUUGCCGAAAAGGCCCAUUCUUGAAUUUGCUGAGUCGUGGAAAGGUGGUAUGACGUAUCAGCUGCUGGCACCUUCAGAUGAACAGCCGACGGACCCAAACCGAAGAAAGAUGACGCGGGAAGAUGCAGCGGAGGCAGCCCGAAGAGUGACGGAAGGCUUUGCCUUUGUGGGCAUCACAGAAGAGUGGGACUUGUCAAUGUGCCUUUUUCACAAGACCUUCGGGGGACCUUGUCGGGCCUCAGACUUCGAGAACACGAGGCCAACCUUUUCAGGGAAGUCUGCGCAGACGUACUACGACACGUCCGAGCUCAUGGGCUGGCAUGACGACAUCGAUGAAGUCGUCUACACAGCGGCCCUAAAGGUCUUCCACAAGAACCUGUUCUCCCUUAAUGUGUCUCAUGACACCUGCCAGGAGUGCUACAGAAGCACGAUCCACAUCGCCCACCCACGUGACGCAGCCUUGGCGGCUCUGACCAUCAUUCCUUUGAGCCUGCGUUCUUAUUAUUACUUUGGCGGGAACGGCUUCCUCCCAAACAUAAGUGUCGACCAUGCUGAUGUCGAGAACCAUGCGGCUUCGCAUCAAGGUUUCAAGUCCUGGUUGAAUUUCCGCAGGGACUUCGUCACCGGCAACUGGUCCUUUGAGCAGUUCUGCAACAGGCUUCAGGAAAGGAUGCUGGAUCCACCUCCAUGUUCAUGCUCUUGCGCUCCUGCUGUGAGUACGAGACUUGGCUGGGGGAUGGCUCGGUCGACAGGGCGAAGCUCACUCUUGCUACGCAGUUCGACCUGGUCGGCAUCACCGGAAGGCUUGAUGAAGGCUAGGCGCCCAGAUGCUCGAUCCUAUCUCGAUCCUUUAUCAGCAGGUUGCAAUUCUACAAGCACCUGA
This is a messenger RNA of Symbiodinium necroappetens, 1398 nucleotides long. Lineage: Eukaryota; Dinophyceae; Suessiales; Symbiodiniaceae. The record is from the annotation of a GenBank genome assembly.